GAGUGGACUGCAGUGGCAUGGCAGGCGAUGGGCCCCCGAAGCUCAGUCGCCAUGCGCAGCGGCGCCGCGAGCAGGCUAAGGACUGGUGCUGCAAGUACUGCAUCCACCCGAUCUCGCAGAACCAGUGGUGGAAUCGGUCCGACACGGUGUCGUGCACCAAGUGCGGGUCGGCCAAGGCCGUGGCAUUCAUGUGUGUUCGCCCGCCGCCUGGACCGUCCACCAAGCGUGCCAAGCCGCCAGCUGCGAACUCAGGCAGCGGCUCUGCUGCGGUGCCGCCGUGGGUUAACGACAAGCUGGAGGCCCUGGCAAAGGAGUUGGCCAGCACCAAGGCCAAGCUGGCUGAGACCACCAGCAAGCAGCACGCGCCGUCCAUGGAGGUCGACGAGGGCGCAGAGCACUGUGAGGGCCAGGGUGACUCCUUGGACCAGAAGAGGGCGCGCCUUGAGGAGGUCGACGCUGCGCUGCGGGCCAUCGCCGGCUCCAGCGAGGUCCUGUUCGAGACGGCUCGGGUCGAGCUGGAGGACACUCGCAAGAAGCUCAGCGCGGAGCUGGCAGCUGCGAAGCCCGUCCCAGCGCAGCUGCGCACCCUGUCCUUCAAGCUGGGCAAGCUCGAGCAGAAGCGCGCCAAGCAGGAGGAGGCCCUGCAGGCAGCCAAGGACAAGGUCGUGCAGGCCAACAAGGAGGCGGAUGAGGCCACGCAGCAGCUCGCCGAGUCCGACGCGGCGAUCUUGGAGCUCCAGCAGGAGCAGACGCGGCUCGCCGCCACGCUCCCUCGUCCACCAGCUGGAGGCGUCUCGCCAAAGGCUGACAUCGUCGAGGGGCUCGGCGUCACCAUCGAGAAGCUGGGCGCGAUGUUGGCGGAGCUCGGCGACAGCGGGGUGCUCGCGGAGAAGCUUGGCACGGUGCUGGGCGAGGUCCGUGAGUACGAGCAGCGUAAGGUCGAGGCCGCAGCGCAGGAGGCCAAGGCUGCGGCCGAGGCAAGGGCGACCCAGGCCAAGGCUGAGCCUGUGCCCAGCCAGGGCGCCAAGGGGUCGGAGGCAGGCCCAGACCUCCCAGACCCCGACACGGCGACCGAGGAGGAGCUGCGCGAGUUCCUCUCCAGCUCGGGCGUGGACCCGUCCCAGGAGUGCGAGGAGCUCCGCGGCCAGGUGCGCAAGAUCACCGACGCGCUGGGCGGCUGGCGCGAGGUCAAGAGGGCCAAGGCCAGCGCUGCCCGCAGCAUGCGGAGGGCCCAGCUGCUGGAGCGCGUUGGAGCGCGCGAGCAGGCCUUGACUAAGGCGAGAGCGCGCCAGCGCCGAGGCAAGGCCUCCAGCAAG
Messenger RNA from Prorocentrum cordatum, 1316 nucleotides. Lineage: Eukaryota; Dinophyceae; Prorocentrales; Prorocentraceae. The record is from the annotation of a GenBank genome assembly.